CGUAUGAGAACACGUCCUGCUUUCGCGCGUGCGCGCUGAAAGGAAAACAAAGGAACUUAAAAACCGGAACUAGGAAGGGGAAGUUUUUUCGAAACACGAAAAUGGGAGAUUUGCAUGACGGGUCACCGGUUCCUGCCUUCGAGAAAGACCCGUUGGAUCUUGGGGUUGAAGAUGUCUAUGACAUUUCAUAUGUCAUUGGCAAAGACUUGUUAAAGAUUAACAGUGAUGGUCAGGAGGUCUCAGCUUUACAAUUCAAAAUUGUCCGAGUGUUGGAAAUGUUUGAAAUAAUGGUUAGUAAAUAUAACCUGUCGUUGGAGGAGCUCAGAAUGGAGCGGGACAACCUAAAGGUGGACCUGGACAGGGUUGUUGCUGGUUCACAUGAUAACAGUAACAAUAUAAUUGGGCCUGACAAGUUGGUGAUAGAUAUGAAGGACCCAAACCGACCACGAUUCACAAUGCAGGAGCUGAAGGAGGUCCUACAGGAGAGGAAUCAGCUUAAAACACAACUACUGUUGGCCCAAGAAGAGCUUCAACUAUAUAAAAGUGGUGUCUUACCUCAUUUAGAACCGAAAAUGGUGGAAGUAGAUCUGGAGACUCCUUUCUCACUUCGUACUUCUCCACUUUCUUGUCCGGAGGAGAAUAAAGAACAAAAAGAGGAAAAAACUACUAUUCAAAAACUGUUUUCAUUUAGAAGAAAAUGACAUCAUCUAACUUACAUCUACAGAAAUUAUAAAAUAUUUUGAUAGAUACUUACUCAACUUUGCAGUGUCAAAUCAAUUUGACAAUUUGUUGUCGAUUUGAAAUAAUCUUCAUUGGUACAAUAUAUGGUACAAUUUCUAGUUUUUAAACACAACUGAUUUCUCUAACACAGUAGUCACCUUUUAAAUUCUAUAUUCCUACUUCAAGAAGGCUCAUCGUUUAAUGUUGAUCGGCAGUUUAUUAAUUUAUGUUAAAUAAAUAUAAUGUAAAGGAGGGGUCCUGAGUGGCGAGCAUUUACCCUGUUGUCAGGAGCGAUUAAGUUUAAAUCCCAACCAUAUCUCUCAAACACCAUGACUCCAAAAAAGGAGUUGAAAGUAUUGUUUGACAUUGGAGAAUUGUUUGGGCUUGUGGGUGAAAAUAGAAGAAACAGUCUGGAAAGACUGUAGUGGUUUUCUAAUUGCAGGUAUUUUGUGGUACAAUUUAAAUAAAAUAUUAAUCUCAUGUAAUGUAUUUUUUUCUACCUGCUCACUCAUGUAUUAACAUAUGUUUAAGAUGUAAUUAAAACUAAAUGAAGAAA
Messenger RNA from Silurus meridionalis, 1276 nucleotides. RefSeq names its product Rab interacting lysosomal protein-like 2 (gene rilpl2). Bases 102 to 701 code for a protein of 199 amino acids. NCBI's taxonomy places the organism in Eukaryota, Metazoa, Chordata, Actinopteri, Siluriformes, Siluridae. The record is from RefSeq and is a predicted model, not a curated record. Gene Ontology annotation, molecular function: protein dimerization activity. The transcript has 5 exons.